This is a messenger RNA of Pseudocercospora fijiensis CIRAD86, 1868 nucleotides long. RefSeq lists its product as uncharacterized. The record is from RefSeq and is a predicted model, not a curated record. Gene Ontology annotation, molecular function: DNA-binding transcription factor activity, RNA polymerase II-specific; zinc ion binding. The coding region runs from base 96 to 1868 and encodes 590 amino acids. Gene Ontology annotation, biological process: regulation of DNA-templated transcription. The transcript has 2 exons. Lineage: Eukaryota; Fungi; Ascomycota; Dothideomycetes; Mycosphaerellales; Mycosphaerellaceae.
CACGUACAGAACGCCAUCUGCAGUAUCAGGACCACCCUUCCCGCACUCCACUCGCUGUUCGACAAUUCCUGACCUGAGUAGAAUGGAGCAGCGGCAUGGCUGCCGAUUCAGCAAUCGCAAUUGAGCGCCAGAGGACGGCCUCUGUGUGUUCCUCGAGCAGCAGCAACGGCACUGCUUCGUCGAAAGACAAGCAACUGGUGAGGGCGGAGCGCAGGCCUGGCCACCAGCGUCGCUAUGCCCCCAAGACCCGUACGGGAUGCAUCACGUGUAAAAUUCGAAGGGUGAAGUGCGACGAGGAAAAGCCCUUUUGCAAACGAUGUACCACCACAGGUCGCAAGUGUGACGGCUACGCACAGAUUGGAGAAUCUCCACCUACCAGGCCGACAUAUUCCCCGGAGCCCUUGAGCUUGGUAUUGGUCAACGAUGUCUCGUCGGAUGCCCUGGAGCGAAGGACUUUCGACUUCUUCCGUGCUCGCACAGUGCCAGCUUGCUCAGGCUACUUCCAUGACUCCGUUUGGGAUCGAUUGGUCCUGCAAUUGAGCCACAGCGAACCAGCAGUACGACAUGCAGUCAACGCAUUGGGUGCCAUCCACGAGGAGAGAUCGCUACGUCGGUCAGCCUCUCGUGGCGGCAUCGACGUAUCCCUCGUCAAGACCGGCUUCCCAAUCCAGCAAUAUUCAAAGGCUCUCAACCAGAUGCAGGAUUUGCUGAGAGCAGGCACUGCAUCACUGGACGUCAUUAUCUUGUGCUCACUGUUAUGCAUCCAUUUCGAAGCACUACGAGAAGCAUUUGUUCCGGCCAUCAUGCAUGUUGAGAAUGCCAUCCAGCUAUUACAUUCGACCGGGUCGCCUCUUGAUGUCAGAAAGAUCAACCCCAGCCUUGUUCGGGCGGUAAUGCGCAUGGAUCUGCAAUCGACCAUGUAUCUAGGCUCUCGGGUCCCUGGCCUGCCCUUCUUUACAGCAUCAACAGAUUCACAACUACCACACACAUUCCACGACCUUGUGCAAGGCCGAGAUCUGGUAAAUACCUGGACCAGCCGAAUAUUCCACUUUACGCGCACCGUUGCCGACAGCUAUAAAUUUCACGAAGCAGGAGAUAUUCCGCUCGAAGUAAUUGCAGCUGCGCACGAUCUGGAACAUCAGUUCCUCAAACUUGAUACCCUACUUUGGGAAUUCAUGCACAAGCCAACGGUCAGACUGAGCAUACGAGAGCAGCAUGGUCUUGGUAUGCUGCGAAGUCGAGUGAAGAUCAAUCGGAUCUUGGCAGCAACAUGCCUUUAUUCGGAAGCCUCGGUCUUCGAUCGUUAUCUGGAAACUUUCGAAGAGAUCCUGACGAUAUGCAUGUAUAUCAUGGGAUCAGACAACGCUGAUUACCGCCUCUUCUCCGUCUCACUUGACGAAGGACUCAUUCAUCCUUUGUUUUUCCUGGCAUGUCAAUGUCGAGAAGGUCGAGUACGACAUCAGGCUCUUGCUCACCUCAAGAAGCUUCCAGUGCGAGACGGAGUCUGGCAUGUGGAAACAACCACUCGAACUGCAGAGAUGUGCAUACGAUUCGAAGAGGCACUCUUCGCAGCAGCACAUCCUGACCGACCACAGUCUGCCACUUGCGCGGACAUACCGGAGUGGAGAAGAAUACACUCGGCCGGCUUCGAUGGCUGGGAUGACGACGGCCCUAAGAACCAUGUCAAAGUGCAUUUGAGAACGCGGCCGAAUGGUACUGACGGAGAGUGGCUGGACUUUGAGGAGAGCAUUCAGUGGCACGUUCCGGUGAGUUGGCCAGUUCCCCAAACGGAAACACAACUAACCAAAUGUGUGUUUUCAGGUCAAGAACAAGAGCUUCCACGAGAGCUUUGCUGCCCUAGUGCCUAA